CAAUGCCCUCUCACAACCAUUUCACCUCAUUGCCGAUUUGCUCGUCGAGUUCAGUACCUGGAAAAGAUUCUCAUCGUAAUUUGUAGAGACAUGACUGUCGCCAAACAAUCACGCUAUGCAGCUGCUUGCCCUUUGAGAGAGCUGGAUUGUACGAGAGCGUAGAAUAAUUACUGCUGCUAACAGACAUCUCCGAUCCGUUAAACAGUCUUGAGCCCUUUUUCAGUGGUCCAAGAGCGCAUUUCGUUCGGGCACCUAGGUAUCAGUAACUAAGUGACGUUGUCUUGGCGCUUGCCUGUCUGGCGCUGCUUCAUGCCGCCAACACCUACAGGAACAACUAUCACUCGGCACCUCGAUCGUGUUACAAGUUGAAUUCAUUCCUGGUAGGUGCGGGAUCAGUGCGGCAAGCGCGCUUUUGGAGCUGUACGCCUACGUUCACCUUGUGCGCUACGCACCCAGCACCAGCAACAUCUCUUUACUGGACCGCGAAGUUCCCUUACUCCACAACAUUGUCGCGAAUUUGCUUCAUUCUGGUACCAUGUCUUCGAGCCCUGACGCAAACGUCAAAUCCUACUUCCAGCCGACGGGGAAGUUCAAGGGCAAGAGGAAGACAGAAACCGACACAUCAAGCGUGAGCAAGCCAGAGUCUGCUGCAUCACGGGUUGCAACACAAUCGCAGACCAAAGUGAGCUAUAAGCGGGUACUCUCUACCUCACCUCCAGCACCUGCACCCAAGAAGCGCAACACGGAUACUGUCCGUGACGCCAAGCAGCACAAUCAUCUGGCCUAUAACGACCUUUCCAAAGACUGGAUGGAUGCUCAGUCUACGAAAGACCAAGGCCCCGAAGGUGCUGACGCAGGAACACUAUCCUUUACUUACCACAUCGGUGACAUGUUCGAAGACGCACCCGAAAACUGUCUACUAAUCCACGCCUGCAACUCUCAAGGCCAUUGGGGCGCCGGCAUAGCCAAAGCAUUCAAACAGAAGUACCCAAAAGCUUACACUGCACACAAUAAGUUUUGCGCCAAGGAACACAGCAAAACACAGCCAGUGCCAACUGGAUCAGCACAGCUACUCGCACCGGUUGAUAGUGGCUCUCAGCACUGGAUUGGUUGUCUGUUCACGAGUGCCAAAUACGGGAAGGCGAAGGACAAGCCGGAUGCCAUCGUCAAGAACACCACUGCGUCCAUGAGUAUGUUACUGGAGCUGGUGAGGAUGGCAGAUGGUGAAGUCAGUGAGAUCAGAAUGUGCAAGAUUAAUAGCGGGAAGUUUGGCGUGCCUUGGGAGAAGACGGAAGAGGCCUUGAAGAGCAUCAUAUUGCAAGAGGGAUGGCGAGAGAAGAUUGAGAUAUGGGAGCCGUGA
Molecule: messenger RNA, 1360 nt
Organism: Parastagonospora nodorum SN15
Lineage: Eukaryota; Fungi; Ascomycota; Dothideomycetes; Pleosporales; Phaeosphaeriaceae
Exons: 1
Coding region: 536-1360 (274 amino acids)
Biological process (GO): peptidyl-glutamate ADP-deribosylation
Source: RefSeq, a predicted model, not a curated record